This is a messenger RNA of Alternaria rosae, 1416 nucleotides long. RefSeq lists its product as uncharacterized. Lineage: Eukaryota; Fungi; Ascomycota; Dothideomycetes; Pleosporales; Pleosporaceae. The record is from RefSeq and is a predicted model, not a curated record. The annotation marks the transcript as partial. The transcript has a single exon.
AUGGUCUCCACUCGGCGAGGCAUUGCGAACGCAGAGCAAGCCACGGCUGGCACUGGACGGUCCAGGCCACUCCGACAGGCAAGCGACACUAUACAUAUUAUCGUUCCCAGCGUCAAGCAGGUUGAGAUAGCCCCGGAGAAGCGAAAAGUCCCAAGCACUCCUCCUAAAAUGGCCCUCUCCGGCAAUAUUAGUGAGCAUGAUCUCAGUCUCACGUCACCAAGCACCGGCGAGUCUCCAGAGGUACUCACCAUCAUGACGCCGAAGAAACGACAAGGCUCAACUGACCCCACCGAUCGAAUUGUUUCCUCCGCCCUGCGAAGGCUCGCACCAAAGCCUUCCGCAAACAUGAGCGGCAGCAGCCACAACCCGAUCAUUGUCAACGAGACUUCAUCACCUCCACGGCGAGCAACGCGAGCGCCGAAGCGCAGACAGAAACACAAAAAGCUGUCGGAACCGCAUCAAUUCAUCGGCAACGGAUAUAGGGAACUGUACAGCUACGGUGUCUCCAGACCGGCAUUGGCAGCCAUGCCUGCGAACGGCAGCACAUUCACGGGGCACCAGAGCCAUGAUAUCUAUCGCAUGAUAAGCGCGAAGAUCACUGCAGCGCCCGAUACCAGUCCAAACGCAGCAUGGGGACGGCACACGCUCAAUGUACCUUUUGAAGUACAAUAUCCACUGUCCGCGCCGGUCCUUGCGCAACACGCGCCACAUUAUCACCCAUCAUUUGCGCAACACUAUCAUGUCCAAGUUCCUUCUAGCACAUAUAGCUAUCCAGUGAUUCCCUCUCAGAACGAAAACUCGCUCCGUAGGCGAGCUGUCCAUCACAUCCAAGAGUACUCACGAACUUCGCCACAGAAGAGGAAGCUGGUCGAUGCUGACCUUGCUGAAACCAGCGAUGAUGAAGCCAGAGAAUACCAGCGGCACGCUCGACCGCAAUCGAGCUGUUCAACUACUCAAUUGAAUGUCACACGUGCAUCCAGGGCAGAUAACGUUCACCAACAUAGAAAUCACAGGCCAACGGUACAUCCAGACCCAGAUCCCAAUCUCCUCGUCAGUCAUCUCAUUGAGCACACCUCACUUAUCACAUCCUUGUUACAAGUCUAUAUUUACUCUACAGACAAGAAGGGUCUACAGAAUGAUAUAUCGAUGAUGGUUCAAAUUCAGAAUCAAUAUAUGACUGCUUGGAUGGAGACCGACUCGCAGAACUCGCGCAAGCGAAUGAAGAGCAACAGUGAUGGUGCUGCCAGUCUGGCGAGCCACCCACAGUCUACCACCACUCCUACAAUGAGGAUUCAGAAUGAAAAGGACCAUACAUUGCGACAGGUUCUCUCCGCCGAUGCCGACAUGUGGCAAGAUGGUACAGGGCAUGGUGUCGUGGAUGCGUUCGCAGUCGCACCUGCAUCAUCACCGGUAGCA